Molecule: messenger RNA, 906 nt
Organism: Kluyveromyces marxianus DMKU3-1042
Lineage: Eukaryota; Fungi; Ascomycota; Saccharomycetes; Saccharomycetales; Saccharomycetaceae
Gene: ATO2
Product: acetate uptake transporter family protein
Exons: 1
Coding region: 1-906 (301 amino acids)
Cellular component (GO): plasma membrane
Molecular function (GO): acetate transmembrane transporter activity
Source: RefSeq, a predicted model, not a curated record
AUGACUGAUUAUCGCAAGGAAGGUGCCAAACAGCUACCGAACGUGACUCCCCAAGAGACAUCAAACACUCUCUAUACCGAGGGGGACAACAGCAGCGAAGCUCCUCGCGGCUUGACUGAUGAUAAGGAGUACAACUCCAGCUCUAGCGAGACAGACUCACACCUCAAGAAGCGUUCUGGCGGUAACGGCAAUGCCGAAUACGUGAAGAUUGGAGGCAAAACAUAUAUGACAUCUGAUUUGGAGGAAUGGCUAGCAAGAGACAGAGAUCUCGAGAAGCAGCAACCGGAAACUGAAGAAAAACCAGCCGACAAGGGUUUCGCCAACCCAAUGCCUGUUGGUCUAUCUUGUUUUGCAUUCUGUUGCUUGUUACUCAAUAUGGUCAAUGCACACUUUAGACAUGUUACUAAUAACAAAAUCGUGCUUGGUGGUGCGUUGUUCUACGGUGGUGUUAUUGAGUUGCUAAUGGGUAUGCUUUGCUACCCACUUGGUGACACAUUCGGUAUGACAGUGCUUUGCGGGUAUUCCGGUUUCUGGUUCAGUUGGGCAUGGCUAUUGACAGACCAAUCGCACAUCAUGGAGAGCUACGGAACCGACGCACAAAUGCUAAGAAGUGCCAUUGGUUUGUACUUAAUCUGUUGGGUAGUGUUCACCACUAUCUUAUGGGUGUGUACCAUGAAGUCGACAUGGGGCUUGUUCUUAUGCUUUACCUUCCUAGAAAUGAUGUUCAUCCUUCUAGCUGCUGGUGAAUUUACAAACAAAGUCAAGGUCAGCAAGGCAGGUGGUUGGUUCGGUAUAUUCAGUGCCCUAACAGCAUUCUACAUCAUAUUCUCCGGGUUGUCUAAUAAAGACAACUGUUACAUACCUUUGAGACAAUACGCUUUACCAAAGGCCAACUUCCCUCGCUAG